Molecule: messenger RNA, 868 nt
Organism: Cylas formicarius (sweet potato weevil)
Lineage: Eukaryota; Metazoa; Arthropoda; Insecta; Coleoptera; Brentidae
Gene: Sod1
Product: superoxide dismutase [Cu-Zn]
Exons: 2
Coding region: 275-739 (154 amino acids)
Biological process (GO): removal of superoxide radicals
Molecular function (GO): copper ion binding; superoxide dismutase activity
Source: RefSeq, a predicted model, not a curated record
UUGCCAAACAUUAUUCUGAUUCAUCAAAUUCUAUGCAUACUACAAAAAGUUGCGUUAAGACUCUGCUUCAGAACUUCUUUUCGUUAAUUUGAUAAAAUUAAUAUAUAUAUAAAACAGAGGAUUUUGCCAAUUAUUUUUCUUUGGUAACUACGCACUUACGAGUCCCACCAAAGAUAUCUGUGGUUAGGACGUCCUUGAAUAUAAACAAAUUACACAAUUUGAUUAACCAUAUCGCAGGAAAGUUUUGUCGAGUCAUUUCAGCGCCGACUACAAAAUGCCAGUUAAAGCCGUUUGCGUAUUAAAAAGCGAAGCUGUUAACGGAACAGUUUUCUUCACCCAACAGGAUGGGAAAAGCCCGGUGCAAGUGACUGGUGAAAUAACCGGCUUAGUCAAAGGUUUGCAUGGCUUUCAUAUCCACGAGUUUGGAGACAACACUAAUGGUUGUAUAUCGGCGGGGCCUCAUUUUAACCCACUCAAAAAAGAUCAUGGAGGGCCCACCGACAGCGAGAGACACGUUGGUGACUUGGGCAACAUAGAGGCCGGGGCUGAUGGUGUCGCUAAAAUUAACAUAACUGACAAACUGAUUUCAUUGGAAGGAGAUCAUAAUAUAAUUGGUCGCACUGUGGUAGUGCACGCGGAUCCUGAUGAUUUGGGCAAAGGGGGCCACGAAUUGAGCAAAACAACUGGAAACGCUGGUGGUAGAUUGGCUUGCGGUGUCAUUGGUUUGGCAGCCAACUAAGCAGAUUCAUGAUAAGGUGUUAAGGGUUCAUUCCAGUGGUUAUUUGAUUUACUUUUUUAUUUUGUUGCUUUGAAGUUUGCUAAAUAGUUUUCAAGUUAAAAGUUGUGUUAAUAAAGCUUUCAUUUAGGA